GGAAGAAAAAGAAAAUUAUAUUCAACAAUUGAAAGAUCAGUAUAAUUUAAUUAAACUCACGCAAGGUUCUUCAGGAGAUGAAUCAGCAUUGUUACUUAACAAACAGAUUGAGGAAUUGACGGAAAAGUUCGCGAAUCACUCCGAACUCAUUCUUUUAAAAGAUAAAAGAAUUUCAGCAUUGGAGAGCGAAAUUGAAUCUUUAAAGAAAUCUGAAUCGCAACAAAAUGGGUUGGGGGGUGAAAUAGAUGAAUUAAACAGCCAGGUUGAAAGUUUAAAACUUGAGUUGGCUUCGAGGUCGCUCGACGAGGCGCGUGAGGGGUUGGUUGCCGAGAAAGCCAUGAUGACAUCACAAUUGGAUGAAUUGAGAGGGAAGGUUGGUGGUCUGGAGGAAAAACUGGCAACGACAUUAGAGAAAUUAUCGAUGAGCGAUAGAUCGUUGGAAUCCUCGCUGGCUUCAACUUCAAGUUUAAAGAAGGAACAGGAAGACUUGUUGAUAUUGUUGUCGGAUCAGGAUACUAAACUUGAGGAAUAUAAAACUUUGCUGAGGGGUUUGGGGCAAGAGGUGUCGGAUGAUGACGUCAGUGACGAUGGCGUCGAUGAUGGUGACGAUGAUGACGUCAAGGAUAAUGACGUAGGCAAUGAUGACGUAAUUGCUGACGAGAAGCAAUCAUAGACAGUCGUAAUUUGAUUGAAGUGCAAUAACUGCGUGUAAAUACAAGACAUUGUUACGUCAUAAUAGAAAGCGCGUUAUAUUUGAAUAAACGUCGAAACGUUCGGUGGCGCAUCUGGCAUUGUUUGGCGAACAAACAACUUUAUUUGGCCUUCAAUUGUCAAGUUUGUUUUCCGUUUCAACGAUAGUCGAUAAUUCACGGGUUUCAGAAUCGAAGGUUUGUCGAGGUAUUGUGACGUAAUAUAAACCUAAUUGUAAUACUAGAAUGGUGUAACAAUCGACUAUUGUUGCGCUGUAAUAAAAAGCGACAUUCGAAGCAGCGUCGAUAGCGAUGGGUUGUGGAAGCAGCAAAGUUAACGAACAGCAACUACCAAAGAUUGUUGUCACCCCAGAUGUUAAGAGGAAAUAUGUGGGUGGGGGUGCCAUCUUACCCCAACCACCAAUCCUACCUGAAACCAUCUUACCCCACCCCGUUCCACCAACCACAACGAAAAACGAGGUUCUUGCCGGGAUUGGAGGCAAACUGACGUCAUUGGACAAACAUGCUGACAAAACGUCAAUAAAGGAAGCUUCCAAUAAUGUUGAUGAUUUCACAUCCGGGAUCUUCAGUGAGUUUAAUAACAGGAUCGUAAACGGGGAAGUACCCAAGUUGCCGACCAUUCACGAGAAAGGAGGAUUGUCAAGCAUCUCGAAGCCGAGCGCUGUCGAUAAGAACGCGAUGUUGGAACGAUUGUUACGUCAGCAAGAGGCCGAGGAAAAGAUGCGAACGUUAGAUAAAGAUCGACAACAAAACAAUCUUCAGGAUAAACUAAUGGAAAGAAUGAAAAGAAAGAAAAGUCAACAAGUGGUAAACAAUGUAACAACGGUGGACUCUGGUGACCCCAUCAUGAACUCUGGUGACCUUUCGUUGAACCUUGGUUUAGACCAAGCACCCAAGCCGCAAGCUCCGGUUACGAAGAAAGAAGCUUUGUAUAUGAAGGAAAAUAUUUCGUUGUUCCGAGAUUUGGAAACAUACGCCGUGAACAUGGAAAGGGUCGAUUCUACUUUGUUUACAUUCAAUAAGUUGAUGACGGAUUUAUUGAUUGAGCAGUUGACCGACUUGGAAAAGGUCCGAAUACUUUUUCAUUGGAUAACUUCUCAAGAUUUAAACGCAAUCAAGUUUCCUUCAGAGAUUCCUGACGACACCCCACUCGGGUAUUUACAUUCAAUCAAACAAGAUACGAAGACAUACGCGGCUCUAUUCCUCCGGUUGUGCAGAGCUGCUGGGAUUCAUUGCAAACAGAUAAGCGGUUACUUGAAGGGGGUUGGGUAUCAACCUGAUUAUAAGUUUCGUGGGAAAGAUGAUCCGUUCAGGGGAAGUUGGAACGGUGUGUUGGUUGAUGGACAGUGGCGGUUGAUUGACACGCAUUGGGGUGCUCGGCAUGUUACAGAAGACGACGAAAUUGCCUCAAAUAACUGGAGGACUGAAUAUAAAUACGAGGAACAUUAUUUUCUAACUGACCCGGAUCAACUCAUCGCCACCCAUUUUCCUGACGAGCCAGAAUGGCAACUUUUGCCCAAAGUUUAUUCGUUAACAGAUUUUGAGUCUACUGCCAAGUUGUGGCCACUAUUUUACAAACUGAAACUUAGUCUUCUGUCGCACGGUGGCGGUGUGGUGUCGACCGACAAUCGGGGAUUUGUUCGAAUUAAACUCGGUGUUCCAAGCUUUGCUCGAAGUGAAGCCAAGUUUAAGGUUGAGUUGCGAACAAGGAAUCGACAAAAGGAAAUCAACGGAAUAUCUCUGCAACAAUAUAUAUUCCAUUACAGCCUCGCAAACGAAGAGGUUGUUGAAGCAUACGUUCCAACUCCUGGGACUUUUCUGCUCAAAAUAUUUGGAUUGUCCAAGAAAUACAGCGAAGAUAAUCUUUUUACUAAUUGUUGUUUAUACCAGAUUAAUUGUGACGUAGUUAAACGUGGUAAUUAUGACGUCACACCACCUUUUCCUAAGGUUACGUCAUAUUAUGGGCCGGGUUUGCUGAGUCAGCAGUGUGGUAUCGAAACGCUGAGUCAUAAUGGUCCUAUUGUUGAUUGUGACGUCAGUGGUGUAGCGGAAGUGGUGGUACGACUGCCCUCUAACGGCGAUGUGACGUUUACCCAAGAUCUUCACGAUGCAACAUCAGCAAACCCCCUCCCAGACCAUUCGUUUCAUUCAAUUCAUGUUAAUGGGGGGUGGUGUGAAGUCACAUUUCUUGCACUACCGCCCUCUAAUGGUUGUUACACACUCACUUUAUAUAUCAGCACGAACAACGACGGGAAGUAUUCUUCAUUCUGUCAUUACCUUGUCAAUUCCAAAGUAGCUCGUGGAGAAGUUUUCCCUGCGGUCCCAAACUGUAGGGUCGGCGACAUUGGGGCAUCAUUGGUUGGUAUGAAGCUCGUAUCAUCUUGCCCCGCGGAUAUCAAGGACGUAACGAGUGGUUUCGUGUCCAACCUGAUCCAUGGUGACCUCACAAUCACGUUCAACCACGCAGAACCAUUGUUGAUUAUAGCGAACCUUUCAACAACGAACGACGAGACAUCGGAAGUGUUGAUUGAAACCUCGGGGUUCUCGUCAACGUUGGUUGUUCGCCCGCCAAUAAAGUGGAACCAAAACUUUGUUUUGUUAAAAGUUUACGCGGCAAGAAUCGACAAAACACAGAAUAUUCCAUCAGUUUUCAACGUUUUGAUGAAGUUUGAGAAAGAUUCGAUAACACCGACCCCCCUACACCACCCACCCACCCACAUAUGGGGGCCAAACCCAAUGUUUCAUCAACUCGGUGUAAAAGCUGUAACUUACGAUAAUACUUCCCCAUACCUACCCACUUACCCACUCAAUUCACCACGUAGGUUGUACAAUGGUGGGAAAGAUAUGACGAUCAAUCUAACCCUUGUUCAACCCCUUCAACUACGAUCGAAACUCAUGAAGUUGAACGGUAAUCCACAACCAUGUGAGGAUAUGUCAUUCGUGCGAACGUCACAACAAUCCAACGCACAUAUCUGCACGAGGUUCAGUGAACCCGGGGAUUAUUCGCUGGUCGUGUACGGAGCAAACAUGGCUGACGACGGGCAACAGUUGUCACCGAUAUUAUACACCUUCAUAUCGGCCACAACGUCGAGCUCAUGUAUCCAAGCUUACCCUUCAUCGCAGGGAAUGUGGGUGAGGAGUGUGUGCCAUCUUACCUCACCUAUGGUUGGUACGAUUAUGAGGGGUGAGGAACAUCCGGUUUGUUUCAAGAUCGGGGGUUGGAGGGACGGAGUUGUGAUGUCAUAUCCUGUUGUCAUGAUGUUGGUCGACGGGCAGCAUGAGGUUGAACCGGACGUACAUAACGACAUCGAGUACGAAUAUAAAUAUCAUCCGAGUCCGGCCGAUAAAGUGGUUGGCAUCGUUGUGAAAGUCGAUGAAACUUCACAGUCGAUGUCGUACGUCUUGCAGUUCAAGAUCGCUUGAUUGUCGGAACAAUUAUGUUCAUAUAUUUAUUGCCUAAGAUUUCUUACUGUGUUGUAUAUUAUCAAUAAACAAUAUUUCUAAAAACAUA
Molecule: messenger RNA, 4221 nt
Organism: Ciona intestinalis (vase tunicate)
Lineage: Eukaryota; Metazoa; Chordata; Ascidiacea; Phlebobranchia; Cionidae
Source: RefSeq, a predicted model, not a curated record